Messenger RNA from Spea bombifrons (plains spadefoot toad), 2265 nucleotides. It is a transcript of the gene AURKB, whose product is annotated as aurora kinase B. Gene Ontology annotation, molecular function: ATP binding; protein kinase activity. Gene Ontology annotation, cellular component: spindle microtubule; chromosome passenger complex; spindle pole centrosome. Bases 460 to 1545 code for a protein of 361 amino acids. The transcript is spliced from 9 exons. Lineage: Eukaryota; Metazoa; Chordata; Amphibia; Anura; Pelobatidae. Gene Ontology annotation, biological process: mitotic spindle organization; regulation of cytokinesis; protein phosphorylation. The record is from RefSeq and is a predicted model, not a curated record.
CGGUCACUAUUAGCACACGGCCACCAUUUCAUCCAACAGCGAAAUGGCGGCCAGAAAACUGCACACCGUGCACUGAUUGGAAGGCGGGAUUGUGCGGUCUCCUCAGUAGGGGCCAACGACUCCACGUAAUAAGAUGAAUUAGCCAAUCAGGGCAAUAAGCAGGAUAUUACUUUGCCCAAUGGUUAGGAAGUACAGGUAAGAAUCGUGUUUUCAACCACUGAGCGUGCGAAUGUAGUCAGCCAAUGGUGUUCGUGUAUGGUUAGACAAUGCAACUUGAUGGGUUUUAACGGAAGUAGCCAAUGGAAGCGAGUUUCAGCAUGACGUAGCCAAUCGGAGGAGGCCAUACAGCGUGGUGACCAAUGACAGUGUUUGGCGGUUUAGAUUUGAAAUCGUUGUCAGUGUGAGGCGUAAGAGCGGCGAGUGUGCUUGUGUCCGGAGCCGAAGCGGUGUAAAUCGAGGAUGUCGUACAAGGAGAAUCUCAACCCGUAUUCUCACGGCAAGUUCACCACUCCGUCCAGUGCUCAGGGCCCUCAGCGAGUCCUGAAGAAGGAACCCUUUGCAUCGAGCUUCACGACCCCAUCUGAUUCGUUGCUUUUACAGAGGGCGCAGAUGUCCAGAAUUACCCCCUCUGUGAACUCCCAUUUGUCAGGCGGUGCGGGGAGGGUGGCGAUGAGUUCUGAAGCUGCUUCCCAAAAGCCUGCAGAAGGUCCCAAGAGAAUAUUCACAAUUGAUGACUUUGACAUCGGACGUCCACUGGGGAAGGGCAAGUUUGGAAAUGUCUACCUGGCCCGUGACAAGAAAACGAAGCUGAUCAUGGCCUUGAAAGUGCUCUUUAAAUCUCAGCUGGAGAAGGAAUCUGUCGAGCAUCAGCUACGAAGAGAGAUUGAGAUCCAGUCCCACCUCAGGCAUCCAAAUAUCCUGAGGCUGUACAAUUAUUUCCACGACCGCAAACGGAUCUACCUGAUGUUGGAGUUUGCUCCUCGGGGAGAGCUUUACAAGGAAUUGCAGAAAUAUGGCCAAUUCGAUGAGCAGAGAAGUGCCACAUUUAUAGAGGAACUGGCCGAUGCUCUGACUUACUGCCACGAGAGGAAGGUGAUCCACAGAGACAUCAAACCUGAAAACCUCCUCAUGGGAUAUAAGGGCGAGUUGAAAAUUGCAGACUUUGGUUGGUCUGUCCAUGCGCCAUCGCUAAGGCGCCGAACAAUGUGUGGAACCCUGGACUAUCUACCCCCAGAGAUGAUUGAGGGCAAGACUCACGAUGAGAAGGUAGAUUUGUGGUGCAUGGGAGUCCUCUGCUAUGAGUUCCUCGUUGGAAGUCCUCCAUUCGACAGCCCGUCCCACACAGAAACCCACCGCAGGAUUGUUAAUAUUGACCUCAAAUUUCCAAGCUUCAUGUCUGACGGAGCCAAAGAUCUGAUCACUAAACUCCUGCGCUAUAAUCCAGCUCACCGUCUUCCCCUGAAGUGCGUGCUGGAGCACCCCUGGAUCAAGGCCAAUUCCCGCAGAGUCCUUCCUCCCUCGUUCAGCACCACGCAUGCCAGUUAGACUCCGGCCCCUGGCAUUUAUUCCGAUGGGCCAGCACUUUCUUGCCAGGAUGCGGAGGAACUUUGCUGAUCUUACUCUGUAUAAUAUCUAAGCAAAGAGGAAGGUUCUUCAACAUCUACAGAGAACUGGUGGUUGGGCUGUCAACGUGAAGCCUUCUUUAUACUGUUUGUCUAUUAGUAUUGGGUGGGCUGCCGCCUUUAUACGCACGUAGGUGAAACAGCUAUAGUUCUGUACAGUUCAUCGGGUCCUUUCUACCUGUAAAUAGAUGUCGGCACUCGUCUGCAGUAUCUGGUGGAAGCUCCAUCUGUGUUGCCACAACUCUGGGGAUGUCUCCUGGGCCUUCUGCUUACUUCGGGUUCUAUGCAGUCCCAAUAGGUUAUCUCUCUUCCUUAUAAAGGUCAUCUGGAAAUGGCCCUUUCACUCCCUGCGUAGGGACUUUGAACACUGCUUUUAAUCUUAUUGCGCGUCUGAAGGUUGGCAAUACUGUCCACGGCAGAACUGAAUUUGCAUUUUUAGUUGACCCGAGUUACAUUUGAGUGCUUCUCUAUUUCCAUGUCUUUCAUUAAAAUAUCUGAAUGCCUCUGAAAUAUUCUCAUAUAUAUAUAUAUAUAUUUGUUAUGGUUGGUCUGUAAUUAUGUGGUAUGCAUUGUGGGUAUGACAUAACCUGGUAUCGCAUAACUUUUUUGUUUUUUUUAUAUGUAAAUAAACUGUUGUAACUUA